Messenger RNA from Teleopsis dalmanni, 1454 nucleotides. It is a transcript of the gene Adk2, whose product is annotated as adenosine kinase. Gene Ontology annotation, cellular component: cytosol; nucleus. Bases 79 to 1242 code for a protein of 387 amino acids. The transcript has 4 exons. NCBI's taxonomy places the organism in Eukaryota, Metazoa, Arthropoda, Insecta, Diptera, Diopsidae. Gene Ontology annotation, molecular function: adenosine kinase activity. The record is from RefSeq and is a predicted model, not a curated record. Gene Ontology annotation, biological process: purine ribonucleoside salvage.
AAUUGUCAUAUCAAAAUGUGAUAUGUUGGAGUAAGUUAUCAAAAUUCAAGUAAACAAUCCCAGCCAUAGGCGAUCAAAAUGUUACCCGGAUAUUGGUGGUUGAAUCCAAGAAUCUUAUGGGGCACAACAAGAAUUCCUUUAAUAAACUUACUGCGUGCGAGAUUUGUGAAAAACCAAAUUGUGUCAAGAAAUUUCGCAGAAUGCAGUCAUGGUAAACUCGUAGGUUUUGGAAAUCCACUACUUGAUAUUUCUGCGCAUGUAGAUACGAAAUUUUUAGAAAAGUAUGGUUUAAAAAGUAACGAUGCAAUAUUAGCAACAGAAAAACAUAUGGAAAUUUUUCAAGAACUUGUCAAAAACUACAAAGUUGAAUAUAUUGCAGGUGGAUCAGUACAAAAUACACUGCGUGUUUGUCAGUGGAUAAUAAAUAGACCUUGCACCGCUGUAUUCUUUGGCGGCGUUGGCAAAGACAAAUAUGCAGAUAUUAUAGAGGAAAAGGCUCGUAUUGAUGGUGUCGAUACUUUGUAUCAAGUCAACGAUAAAGCACCAACGGGAACAUGCGCAGUUUUGAUCACUGGUAACGAUCGGUCUUUAGUUGCAAAUUUAGCAGCGGCCAAUUUUUUCACAGAAGAUCAUUUGAAGAUACCGGAAAAUGAUGAAGUUUUAAAAAAUGCCGAGUACAUUUAUAUAUCUGGAUUUUUUAUUUCUGUUAGCCCGCCUAGUAUCAGGAGAGCAGCUAAGAUUGCCGUAGAAGGUAAUCGCUUUUUCAUGAUGAAUUUAAGUGCAGUCUUUGUACUAGAUCUUUAUAAAGAUUUUAUUAUGGAGAUAUUUCCAUAUGUUGAUACGCUAUUUGGAAACAGAGAAGAGAUGUUGGCUUUUUCCGAACAUAUAGGCAAAUGGGACACCAAGGAUGUUAUCAAAAUUGCACAAAAUAUGGUCAAAUAUGAAAAAGUGAAUAAAAAGCGAAAAAGACUAAUAGUUAUUACCCAAGGUUAUGAUCCAGUAUUAGUAGUACAAGAGGAUAGCGUAAAGGAAUAUGAUGUGCCGAGAGCAACCCUAAUAGUUGAUACAAAUGGUGCUGGUGAUGCUUUCGUUGGCGGAUUUCUUUCGCAAUUUGUAAAUCGAAAAGGUCUUAAGGCCUGCUUACAUUGUGGAGUGUGGGCAGCUUCAAAAAUAAUACAAACUCAUGGGUGUACUUUUGAUGGUCCAGCAGAUUAUGUUCCUCUUGAUGAAUCUAAACAGUGAAACUUUAGCAAGAAGCAAUAAAUCAAAUUCAAUGGUUGUCAAUUUUAUAUAAUUUAAAAAAAUUUUAUACUGUUUCAUCUUUGCAAUAAUGUUUAAUAUUAAAAAACAAUUUAACACUCUCUAUAGUUUAAGCUGCAAUAUGUAAAUAUCUACUAAAAGACAAUACGCUUUAUAAAAUAUAAAAAUAAAUAACGUAUUUUCACUGAAAGUUA